AUGUCGACCGAUACAAGUGUAAUCUUGAUCGACUCGGUCAGCCUGACGACGAUAGGCACCACGCUGACCAGCGUUACCACUUCCUUCUCAACGACAAUCACCGUCACAGGGUCCGACACGACUUCGACGCCCGAGACGUCUUCUACACCUCCGACUACGAUUACUUCCGUCACUUCCAUUCCUCCUUCGACCACAUUCGUUCCUCCCACAACCACGCCCACUUCCAGUCCCAGUGUUGUUGAGGUUACAGCAACCAUUACACAAACACCAUCAGUCCCGCCCGAAGCUCCGACGACCCCCACUCCCUCUGUCAUUGUCGUCACAUCGACGUUUUCCCAAGAAACCGCUUCCGAUACCGCAACAGACCAAACAACGUCCACUUCGUCGAGUACAACUGCCACACCAUCAGCAUUAAGUGCCUCGGGCGGCUCGAAUGCUUCAGGUGGCUUGGGUUCAGGAGGAAAGAUUGCAAUAGCCGUCGUCAUCCCUAUCGUGGCAAUUGCCGCGGCCUUUUUGAUCGGAUUCUUCUUGUGGAGAAAGAGGAAAGCCAGGAAGGACGCGGAAGAGCUGCGCAAGAGCGAGAUGGCGGAAUAUGGUUUCAACCCCAACAGCGACCCGACACUAGCAGCUGUGGCCGGGUACGCGGACAACGUCUCCGAAGGGCCCGAUGACAACAGUGGAUAUCGUGGAUGGGGAGCCACUUCAUCGAACCGAAAAGCCUCCACUACUCUUGGUUCUAAUGGCUUCGGCACCGGUGGUGCAGCCUUGUCAGAAAGCAGCAGUCAACCAGGCGGUUAUGGCGCAGGAGCCUCGCCCAACACCGCGUCGGAUCGUUAUUCCGAGGCUCCCUUGAUGAAUGGCCACCCCGAAAGUGGUGACGGUGUUGCAGCACUGGGGGCUGGCGUGGGAGGACUGCACAGACACCGUAGCGGAGCAGGAGACAUCCGCCGCGGACCAUCCAAUGCUUCUUCCGCCUACUCCUCUGGCCACCACUCCGAAGCCUCCUCAGAUGCACCCCAAAUGCCUGGACCAUAUUCCCAGGAGGAAGUACCUUAUAACAUAUACAAUGACGCGAACGCUAGCCAUGGUCCUUAUGGCGAUGGCUCAUACGGUGGUGCUGGAAGUCAGCCUGUUAUACGUGACAACCAAGCAAGGCGAAACACUCGCAUCGAGCGAGCGCCGACAUUCCCACAGGCCCAGGGCGGGAUUGCCCAAAAUUUCUAA
Molecule: messenger RNA, 1224 nt
Organism: Cladophialophora yegresii CBS 114405
Lineage: Eukaryota; Fungi; Ascomycota; Eurotiomycetes; Chaetothyriales; Herpotrichiellaceae
Exons: 1
Coding region: 1-1224 (407 amino acids)
Source: RefSeq, a predicted model, not a curated record